GAACCUUCACUAAUGCACUCAUAAUUUCUUCAAGAAAUGUAACAAGUGUACAAGAGUUACAAAAGGAAAGACAAAAACAUUUGACUAAAGCUCAUGAGUAUCACGAAAAUGAUAUCGUAUUAUUAUAUGAUUCUGCUAAAAGACAAGUGUAUAGACAAAAUUUUAAUCCUAAAUGGACAGGACCAUUUUGGAUAGAAAAGAAGUUAGAUGCAUGUAAUGCUGAAGUUGACUUUGACCUUGAAUUAUAUGAUAAAGGAGAUAUCCUAUCUCUUGUAAGUGUUGCCAUUGAUACUACAAAAACAAAUGGACAACGACUCUUUGCAUACUUGAAAUCUUGGUCAUUAUUAUCAAAAGAUCUUGUUAAGCGACAACUAACUAUGAAACAACUGAAACAAGAAGUUCAACAAAUAACUGGUCAAAAUGGUGCUCGAUUCUUAACUGUUGUAAAUAGAGUGCAGAGAUUAUUGUCUGUACUUGGAGAAUUUUCAAUUCCUCAAUUUAGAUAUAUUACCCCUAAUUGGUUAUAUCAUUUAACUAGU
Molecule: messenger RNA, 539 nt
Organism: Diversispora eburnea
Lineage: Eukaryota; Fungi; Glomeromycota; Glomeromycetes; Diversisporales; Diversisporaceae
Source: the annotation of a GenBank genome assembly